This is a messenger RNA of Adineta steineri, 1044 nucleotides long. Lineage: Eukaryota; Metazoa; Rotifera; Eurotatoria; Adinetida; Adinetidae. The record is from the annotation of a GenBank genome assembly.
AUGACUAAGAUUAAGACAACAUCAAUCAUUCCAUGGAAUAGUACAACAAGUAUGACAAUAACUUCUACUUCUUUAUUGGAAAUUAAAUCAUCGAUCAGUAUUCUUAUUCGGUUUGAAAUCAUUGCAGCUUGUAUCACUUAUGGUUUUGGCUUUAUUGGUAAUCUAUUAUCAUUAUUUAUUUUCUCUACACAAAGUGAUUUUCGAAAUGUCUCUACAGGUGUUUUAUUUCUUCUUAUGACUGUAUCAAAUACUGCUCAUUUAUGGACAUUAACAACAGAAUUUCUUGGUACAUUUAAUAUCUAUGUUUAUUCGGAUGUAUUUUUACAAUGUCGUCUUAAUUAUUUUAUACAAAAUGUUAGUCGAGCAAUUAGUACGUAUUUAGCAAUUACUGUUACAUGUGAUCGAUUAAUUCGUUCCGAAUUACCAAUACGGUCACGAUUUAUAUGUACACGUGAAAAUGCAAUUAAAUUAACUAUAUUCUAUUGUAUUAUUUUUUCAAUUCUUCAUUCAUUCUGGUUCUGUCCAUUGAAUACAUUAAGUCCAAUAGGUGGUGUUUGUUAUACUGGUCCACCAUCAGCAUAUACGUAUUUUUUUAGUAAUAUAUUUCUUCCUCUUCGAUUAAUCUUUAUUUGUAUUAUUCCUGUUAUUAUUAUGAGUUUAGCUAAUAUACGUAUGUUAUUUAAUAUCAGACAAUCUCAUCGACGUGUUACACAAGGAAAUGAAAUCAAUGUAAUUCCUGGUGGAUCGAUGAGACAACGUAUGACAUCACUUGAUCGAAUGCUUUUCUAUAUGAUGUUAGUCAAUGUUAGUGCAUUUAUUAUAACACAAAUUCCGUUUCAAGUUUAUACCCUUGUACGAACUUAUUACAGAGGUUUAAGUACACUUGAUAAUUUAUUAGUUCGUGCAUUGGUAUUGAUUUGGUCAAGUAUUUAUUUUGGUUUUGGAUCUUAUUUAUAUUGUUUUGCAUCGCCACUUUUUCGUGAAUCACUUUUUAGAAUACUUAAGAAUAUUAUUUAUUGUCGAAUACAUCAGCAAAGACGAUAG